GCAGUGGCUUUUUGUUGGUGAACUUUUUGCGUCGUACACGCUUAUUGUAUCGGCAGUGUAAAGUCAAGGCGACAAUAGUUUCGAUGCUAGAAAAAAUGGACGAGGAAAUUAUAAAUUUGAAAGAGUGCCACUGCUACGUGCUGAGAGAUCAGGAAUGUUAUUUCAAUUGGGUCGUCAAGGAAUUCGACAUAAUCAAAGCAAAGGAGAGAAUGGCAUCGAGAGGAUGCAUCGAAGCGUGUUCGGAUAUCAGCGAAUGUAAAUUUUGCUGUUUCGAAGGUAAAUGGCGAAACUACGUUGAGCCGACCCAUUUCCUUGACGGUGAAGACGAUGAGACAUUCAAUCGAGACAAAGGUCAUAUCCAUAAAUUCGUGUCAUGGAACGGUGAAAUGACCUUUCUCGAGACAUUCAUUGGUGAAUACGAACAGGCAGAGAAGCGGCUCGACUAUCUAAAUUCGGUGAUUAAUGAUCGCAUCGGAGGGCAGGACCGUCGCUUGGAUUAUUUGGACGGGUACAAAUAUAUUCGUGAGAUGCUUGGGGCGUACAUACAAUUUUGUAAAUUGUCGCUAAGCCGUUCUGAUCGGGCUUCGCUGCCAAGUUUCAACCAAUUAAGCACGCCAGCUCAGAUCGGUGUUCUGAGUUUGAAAUUUCUAUUUUGCAAGGAAACGAAAGAAUCAUUCGAAGCACAAAUUCAAAUACUGCGAAAGCUGAUCGAACUGGAUCCUUUGAACGCCAUUUGGCAUGAAUCACUUGGACUUCGGCUGCGAUUGGUGAAGAAUGAUGCUGUAAGAUUGGGACGAAAAACAGUCAAAUGGUGCAGCCCCGAACAAUCGACUGCAUUCGCAACGGCGUACAGUCUCCGUCCGGACAUACCCAGAUUUUUUGCGUCGUUCAGUCGCAAUGUGGCUGAAUCGUGGAAAAAUUGUGGUUACCAGUCGCAGACCCAACCCAUCACACUCAGUAUCCAGAAUCAAUCGUUCGACACUGUUGAAGAUGCUCUCAAUUUUCUGAAAAGGAACACAAGAUUUCUAUUGGAGGUCGUUGACGAUAUUGCGUCUAAGGCUGAUACUGCAAGGUCAUUGUCCUCGUUGGGCGAAGUGUUUUCAGUUAGCCUGCCGAUUCGGUUGCGAGAUCUGGAAUUAGCGGAAGAAUGUAUCAAAGUGGCCAUCCGACUCAAUCCGUCAUGUUCGAAGUCCAAUCAUCGAAUGGGACUUUUCCAGUUCUUCAAGCGUCGCAAUUUCGAUAGUGGGCUGAGCUAUUUGGUAUCGGCAGUCGGUAGCAAAACGGAAAACUUCUAUGCCGUCGUGGAUUGGAUUCAACUUCUAAUUUACAAAGGUGAAAUGAAAUCGGAAACGCUGCGCGAAAUUUUCGAAAACAUUUUGUCGACGGAUUUCAAGUGGACUGCAGUUCAAACGGCCCGACUAACGUUCCUAAAAGGUUGCUUCAACUUUAUUGUGAAAGGCAAUAAAGAGGAGACAAUGGACUCGUGGAUUCAAGCGUACAACCUGGACGCAGAAACGCUCCACUUUUCGAUGGCAUUCCACGAAGCAAAACGUUUCCAGUGGAAGUGCUUUGAUGUGAAAGACAUUUUGACGGUAUUGACGUCUUCAAAGUUGAAAGCUGAUCCCAUUGUUAAAAAAAUGGUCAACGAGAUUCGUGCCAGAGGUGCUGCGUUGAAAGAGAAUUUUCAAUUUAACGAUGCAAAAUCGAAACAGAAAUAAAUUUGGAUUUUCUUCUAUGGUCGGAGAAAAGUAAGAAGUCACAAUUCCAGUCCAAUUCCCUUCAAGUCAACAAUAAAAUUUUGUUAAUUGAUUCAUUGUCGUUUUGACAAAAUAAAGUAACUUUUCGCCGUAACAAUCCCGCCUUCGCAUAACC
Molecule: messenger RNA, 1872 nt
Organism: Bradysia coprophila
Lineage: Eukaryota; Metazoa; Arthropoda; Insecta; Diptera; Sciaridae
Molecular function (GO): protein binding
Source: RefSeq, a predicted model, not a curated record